AUGCCUUCACUCUUGAUUACCAGCGCUGUAGCUUUUGCCGUAUACUGGACUGGGUCAUUCCUCUGGCGAUAUCUUAGAUACAGGCUCCUCAGAAAGCAGACAUGCGUACUCGAUCUCGAACAGCUGGGACUUUCUAGGAGCGCGGAUCAGAAGAUCCACGGUACAGCGGUCAUUUGUGGUGGAAGUCUUGCAGGUCUCUUUGCAGCUCGUGUUUGCCAUGAUCACUUCAACGAGGUCGUCAUCGUCGAACCGGAAGUAUGGGCGGACCGGCCAGAUGCGAAGCGCCAGGAUGCGUGGAACCAGGAGAACACUCGUUCCCGCAUCAUGCAAUACGAAUCUCUACACGGUCCCAUACAACGGCUCGCCUUCAUGGCGCUGUGCAAUCUUUUUACAGACUUUAGAAAAGAAUGUGAAGCAUCAGAUAUACUCGUUGGUCCCGCUGAUUAUCCGGUCUCGACAUGGGGACGCUGGUCAAAGAAACCUUAUGGACAGUAUAACGGUGUCCUCCCUGACACAUUGACUGCUAGCCGUCGUGGUCUUGAAACUCUAUUGCGCCGCUUAGUCCUCGGGGGCCGUCACAAGAACAUUCGACAAGUAAUUGGAACGGUUACCGGCGUCUCUCGCAGCGCAUCCAACCCUGAAUAUCUAGAUCGCGUGACAAUUCGUACGACCGCAGGCGCUCAAGAAAUCAACGCCGCUUUGGUUAUCGAUUGUACCGGCGCGGCAUCUGCGGGUAUGAAAUGGCUACGACGCGAAGGGUAUGGGCAGGCAGAGACACACCCUAGUAGAAAACUCCCUUUGGACGAGCUGAAAAUCACAUACGACCAAAAGAUCGUCUAUUCGACUCUCAAACUCCAUGUCCCACCUGAACUGGGCAAGAGGCUCCCCGGUCUUCCGGCAUCAUUCGACAAGUGUGGGCUUAUCUAUGUUUGCUUAGCCGACCCUGUGUUGGACUGCCGCGGUAUAUCGCUCCAGCGUAUUGAAGGAAACUUUGUUCAAAUUUGCUGUGCCGUUUUUGGUUCAGGCGAGCUUCCCCGGACACUCGAGGAGAUCAAAAAGUAUACGCGAUCGAUUGUCCUUCGUGAUCCUAUGCCAGAGUGGUUUUUACAGAUACUCGAUAUGCUUGAAGAGGUUGAGGAUACCCUGACUUGCAGUCAAGUUCCAUUCCGUAAGAUCUUCCGGAAAAUCCAGACAUCUAUUACUGAGCUAAUGGAUCACCGGCGUCUAGCUGGGGCAAGUUACACAAGGUUCGACAAGGCCGUCAAUCUACCACCAAAUUGGAUAGCCAUCGGCGACAGUGUCAUGAAAGUCAACCCUCUCUUUGGUCAAGGAAUCGUAAAGGCACUGAUGGGUGCGAUAUGCCUCAACACGAUGUUGCAAAAGCGCAACGCCACUGUUAAAACCCCGAAGGAGUUUUCGGCCGAGUUUUUCGAGAUGCAGGGGAACAAGAUCUCGCCUUUCUGGGAUGCGGACAAGGUUUGGGAUUACGGAUAUCACACCACUGUUCCGAUUGCUGGAGAGAAGUUGGCCGACAGUUGGUUCUUACGGUGGUACACCAGGAAGCUCAUCAUGCUUUCGUUUGAUGAUGAGCAAGCAGGAUCCGUUUUAUGGCAUGCUAAUAUGCAGCUCACGCCUCAGAUAGACGCGAUGCACCCAAUAAUUGUCCUGAAGAUCCUCUGGGCUACCUUCAAAGGUUUCUUUACGGCUGAAUAG
Molecule: messenger RNA, 1713 nt
Organism: Desarmillaria tabescens
Lineage: Eukaryota; Fungi; Basidiomycota; Agaricomycetes; Agaricales; Physalacriaceae
Exons: 10
Coding region: 1-1713 (570 amino acids)
Source: RefSeq, a predicted model, not a curated record